Molecule: messenger RNA, 1734 nt
Organism: Mesocestoides corti
Lineage: Eukaryota; Metazoa; Platyhelminthes; Cestoda; Cyclophyllidea; Mesocestoididae
Source: the annotation of a GenBank genome assembly
AUGGAACCAAUUAUCGGCUACGUAGAUGGUGCUGACUUAGGCUCAUCUCUAAGAAAUCGUGGCUCUGUAGGCGGCUACUUUUUGGCUGGCCGAUCAAUGACAUGGAUUCCAGUUGGGGCAUCGUUGUUUGCUAGCAACAUUGGGUCUGGCCAUUUUGUUGGGCUUGCUGGUUCUGGCGCAGCCACGGGAAUCGCUAUGUCUGUUUUUGAAUUUAAUGCUGCCUUUACUCUGGUACUUCUAGGCUGGCUCUUCCUGCCCGUUUAUGUGGCCUCAGGAAUUUUAACAAUGCCCGAGUACCUACGCCACCGCUUUGGAGGACAGCGCAUUCGCGUCUAUCUUGCUGUUAUUGCUUUGCUGCUCUACGUUUUUACCAAGAUCUCAGCUGACCUCUACGCUGGAGCCGUAUUCAUCCAACAAGCAAUGGGGAUAUCUAUCUACCCCGCCGCAAUCAUUUUACUAGUCAUUGCUGCUUUGUUUACUAUCAUGGGUGGUCUGACCGCUGUCAUUUGGACAGAUUUCGCCCAAGUUGUCAUCAUGCUUUGUGGUGCCUUAUACCUGUCCAUAAGAGGUUUCCAAGUUACUGGUGGAUUUGACAACUUGGUUGUGAACUACUUCAACGCCAUUCCCAACACAACCCGCGCCUACCAAAGCACAUCUUUUAAACCCACUGUAAACCUCAGUUCUUAUAAUCCUGACCUAUAUGGAACCGCUGGCGAUCGAUCUUUGGUUCUUGCUCAAGCAGAUCCAGCUAAUCAAGGCACUGGUAUUUAUGCCGAAUGCAUGCUUCCCCCGAGCGAUGCACUGAACUUCUUUAAAUCAAUCCAAAGUACCGAUCUGCCUUGGACUGGCGCCAUGUUUGGUCUUACUGUAAAUGCCACUUGGUAUUGGUGCACCGAUCAGGUCAUUGUUCAGCGUUGUCUUGCUGCUAAGAACAUGAUUCACGCUAAAGCUGGCAUUGUUCUUGCCAUGAUGAUAAAAUUGACUCCAUUGUGGAUCAUGAUCAUGCCUGGAAUGGUCGCACGAGUUCUCUUCGCUGACACGGUGGGAUGUGGCGAUGCACAGCUUUGCGCUCAAAUCUGUGGUAAAGUGGCAGGAUGCACAGACAUCGCGUACCCAUCUCUUGUGCUGAAUCUGUUGCCUUCUGGAGCGCGUGGAUUGAUGCUUUCUGUGAUGAUGGCGUCAUUGGUUUCUAGUUUGACUAGUAUAUUCAAUUCCUCGUCGACCAUUUUCACUGUUGACAUUUGGAGAUUAAUUCGACCACGCUGCAAAGACUCCGAACUCAUGAUUGUCGGUCGUAUUGUCGUCGUCAUUUUGGUCGGUAUUAGCCUGGCAUGGAUUCCUAUCGUUCAGCUCAGUGAUGCUCUGUUCGACUACAUUCAAUCUGUGACUGGUUAUCUGGCACCGCCAAUUUGCGCUACCUACGUCUUCGCAAUAUUCUGGCCACGAUGCAAUGAAAUUGGUGCGUUUUGCGCUCUCAUAAUCGGUCUCCUAAUUGGUGCUACACGAUUCGCUUGGGAGAUCUCCUACGGUGCCUCACCCUGUGGUGAAGUCCAAGCUAAUCCACCCCAUUUCCUUGUCCAAAUGCACUACCUCCACUUUUCCAUUCUCCUCUUUGGCAUCUCCUGUGUCAUUAUCGUGGUUGCCACACUCCUCACACCUCCACUACCACCAAAAUACGUGAGUAACUUGUCACUAAGCGCCCUUGUCCUCUUCUCGCAUGCCUCCCGGAGAUAA